AUGGUCCCCCAGAGAGUAUGGUCCCCCAGAGAGUAUGGUCCCCCAGAGAGUAUGGUCCCCCAGAGAGUAUGGCCCCCCAGAGAGUAUGGUCCCCCAGAGAGUAUGGUCCCCCAGAGAGUAUGGUCCCCCAGAGAGUAUGGUCCCCCAGAGAGUAUGGCCCCCCAGAGAGUAUGGUCCCCCAGAGAGUAUGGUCCCCCAGAGAGUAUGGUCCCCCAGAGAGUAUGGCCCCCCAGAGAGUAUGGCCCCCCAGAGAGUAUGGCCCCCCAGAGAGUAUGGCCCCCCAGAGAGUAUGGUCCCCCCAGAGAGUAUGGUCCCCCCAGAGAGUAUGGUCCCCCCAGAGAGUAUGGCCCCCCCAGAGAGUAUGGUCCCCCCAGAGAGUAUGGCCCCCCAGAGAGUAUGGCCCCCCAGAGAGUAUGGCCCCCCAGAGAGUAUGGCCCCCCAGAGAGUAUGGCCCCCCAGAGAGUAUGGUCCCCCAGAGAGUAUGGUCCCCCCAGAGAGUAUGGUCCCCCCAGAGAGUAUGGUCCCCCCAGAGAGUAUGGUCCCCCCAGAGAGUAUGGUCCCCCCAGAGAGUAUGGCCCCCCCAGAGAGUAUGGCCCCCCCGAGAGUAUGGCCCCCCCAGAGAGUAUGGCCCCCCCAGAGAGUAUGGCCCCCCAGAGAGUAUGGGUAUGA
Messenger RNA from Salvelinus namaycush (lake trout), 669 nucleotides. RefSeq names its product early nodulin-75-like. NCBI's taxonomy places the organism in Eukaryota, Metazoa, Chordata, Actinopteri, Salmoniformes, Salmonidae. Bases 1 to 669 code for a protein of 222 amino acids. The transcript has a single exon. The record is from RefSeq and is a predicted model, not a curated record.